Penicillium antarcticum is the source of this 1269-nucleotide messenger RNA. RefSeq names its product folliculin domain-containing protein. Gene Ontology annotation, molecular function: GTPase activator activity. The record is from RefSeq and is a predicted model, not a curated record. The transcript has 2 exons. Gene Ontology annotation, cellular component: cytosol. Bases 1 to 1269 code for a protein of 422 amino acids. NCBI's taxonomy places the organism in Eukaryota, Fungi, Ascomycota, Eurotiomycetes, Eurotiales, Aspergillaceae. Gene Ontology annotation, biological process: positive regulation of TORC1 signaling; positive regulation of GTPase activity.
AUGGACUUCAUUCUCUCGUUGACGCACUUCUGUGAGGUGCACGGUCCCACCUCUAUCAUCUGCUCGCAGGUGCUUCCCUUUUCAUGCCCGCAAUGCCACCCUGAAUCCGACUCACCACAAGGGACCCCGGCCACCGAUUCUCGCUUUGAACAGCCUCGUCACAAAGAAGACUCCAAGUCGCCCAGAAUUGAAGACCACCCGUACUUUUUGAAAGGACAGCCGGCCUCACCCGAUGAGAAAGCCAACCGAGGUGGCGGGAAUGGCGACACUUGCGCCAGCUGUAGCCUGUCGCUACCCGCCGAUGUAAGCAAGCAACUGCCUCAGGGUGCCGGCGACAAAGCGAGCAAUACCAGUCCCGUGUUGCGCUCGCGCGAAUUGGUCAACUCAUGCGGCAACACACAUUCGGACAUGGAUGACGACUCUCACGAUUUCCACUCUCACGCCUCUCCCCCCGAAUCACUGCGCUCUGCAUCGGUCGCCUCCGAUGCCUCCUGUCACACCCACAUCCAUACUUACCUCUCUCAGCGCGGGCCGCCGAAACCGGCCGACUAUGCGCUCCUCCGCCGAUCUUCCAUCCGCACUCUGAGCUGCGAGCUCCUGCCCCGAGGUCUCUCUUCUGGCCCUAUCUGCUUCGGCGACUCUGUCGCAGGCUACACGAUUGCCUACAUCUUCCGCCUUCCGGACCCCAUGGCCCGCGGCAAGCGUCGCAGCUACGCACUAGUCGCACUGGCCGGGCGGGAUGCCGGAAGAGCAUUUCGCGCAUGCCCCAUCAUCUGGCGCGCAUUCGGUCGCAUCGCCGCCAGCAUCGUUACUGCUGCAGAGCGUUUCCAGGAAGACGAGAAAACUCGUGAUGAGCAAAACAACCCGGGAAGACAGCCCGGUCGCCAGUACACGCCUGUCUCAUCCUUCCUCACGGGUCGUGCCAUGGACCCGGCUGGCCGGCGUGCGGCUGGCCAGAUCCGCGCCCGCAACUUGGCUGAAAUUGUCGGCAAUGAAUAUAUCUUUACUGAACUACAUGCCCACUUUGUCGCACUCCUUCAACAGCUCGGCUCGAUGUUUGGCGGUAUUCCUCUUUCCGAGGAGCGCUUCAUUUGCAGCACGAUGGGUGACGAUGAUACUGCCAAUCCCGCUCAGCCGGUCCUUGUUUCCGCAACCGGACAACCCAAAGACAAGAAAUUCGAUGGCAAUGACCUUGACAUGUCAAACCUUGAAAUUGCCUCGGAGCCAAAGGCGAUCCCCAUUGCGCCUCGCCGGCCCGUCAUGGCCUGA